UCCCUCUCUCCCUCUUCUACGCAAACCCAAACCCAACCCCUCUCGCCCUAUCUCCCUCGCGUCUCUCCAACCUCUUCCUCUCUAGGGUUUUGAAACGCGAUCGUGCGGCGGAGCCAUGGCUGAGCUCUGGGACCCCGCGAUCAAGCUCUUCGGCCGCACCAUAGCCGCGGUGCCGCCGCCGCCUAUGCCAACUCCGGCGGCGGCGGCGGCAUCCGACCAGGUGGAGCCGCCGGAGGAGUCGCCGGAAGGUGAGAAGAUGAUGAUGUUUCACACAAGAGUGUUGUUGGGAGGCAUUGAAGUUUACGAUCGGUACCACGAUUGGCGCCUUGAUGUUGAUAAUAUGUCAUAUGAGGAAUUACUUGAGCUAGGAGAUAAGAUUGGAUGUGUGAGCACCGGAUUGAGAGAAGAGGAGAAUGAAUUGGAAGGAAAAGCAGAGGUUUUAUUGGAUUCGAACACUCUUAGCAAGGAUGGGACGGGGGCUCUCACCAUGCUUGCAGUCAGACAGGAUGGAAAGUAUUUGGCGUAUGGGCUUACUGAGAAUGGGAGUAAUUGGGUCACGAUUAAGGUUAUGUCUAUCGAGGAUAAGCAAUGCCAACCCGACACCUUAUCAUGGAAAGAUACAACUGGCAGAGUACCUAGACUUGUUGAGAUGUUCGAACUAACACAAAAAAAAAUGGAUCAUUUAUAAGUGACGAUGCGAAAAAAUUAAUGGAUCCUGAGUCUUCGGGCACUUGCUAUACGUCAGCAUCAUCAAAUUCUUUUAGUGAUAUUUGAUCAUUUCUUUUGUAUUUGGACCAACUAUGCCCUUUAGUAUCAUUUUAUAUUUUGAGUUACUGUGUCAUUUCUAAAAAAAACUGUUUUUGGAUAUUAUAGUUUUUUAUCAUUUUAUUGAUGUUGAGGAUGUGAGGAACAAUUAGUAUUUUGGUUUCAUUUGAUACUCUUGGCUUAUAUAUGAAUGAAAUAACUUUUUUGCUA
Ananas comosus (pineapple) is the source of this 975-nucleotide messenger RNA. RefSeq lists its product as uncharacterized. Gene Ontology annotation, cellular component: cytosol. The record is from RefSeq and is a predicted model, not a curated record. The coding region runs from base 116 to 688 and encodes 190 amino acids. Lineage: Eukaryota; Viridiplantae; Streptophyta; Magnoliopsida; Poales; Bromeliaceae. The transcript has 6 exons. Gene Ontology annotation, molecular function: serine-type endopeptidase activity; oligopeptidase activity.